AUGAACAAUCUACCCCGCGAGUUGAACAGCCGCAUCCUGGAGGAGUUUGCAACACCGGGGGACGACAAUGACUGCAAAGACAAAUAUGGUGUCGCGCCCAUGGUACUUCGCUCUUUGUCUAGAGUGAACUGGACAUGGAACACCAUAGUUCGCGAUACGAAGACACUAUGGACGCAUAUAGAGCCUCGGAUCGAAAAGGACACCUUGCCAGAGGAUAUAGCUUCGCAUAUGAUGCAUCAGUUCGCCGCGUAUGACACCCUGUCGGCCGGACUUCCCCUGCACGUUCGCUUCGAUCACGAGCACAUCUUGAUCCUGCACACAUACCUCCAGAAGUUGUCUCAUCGAUGGGAUUCAGUGCAUGUCAUAGAGGGCUACGACCCCGUGUGGCGCCAGAAACGGGAUGCAUACUUCAGCGAACGCGCAAUGACGCUGUUCCCGUGCACGAGCCCUACGCUAGCGACGCCAGCACAAGCCUUCAGCUUCAUGGCGGCCUUCAUUCCUGACUGCAAGCACCUCACGGUAACGCUGCGAGGCGAGCGCGCCCUGCGCGCCACGCGAGCCGAGUACACUCGGCUGUACUUGCCCAUGCCACCAACACUCACAUCCUUACAUCUGCAUGGACCUGGUCUCCUGGAGUGGCCUUCGCCGGAAGUGAUGCUUGAGACAUGUGCAGCAACGCUGGAACACCUUCAGCUGGGCAUCGCGGGUCGAUGGACUCCCCGCAGCAUCACACUUCCAAAGCUGCGAAUUCUACAUCUUCACGAGUCUAACACCUUCGAUCCUGUCAACCUGCGCAUGCCAGUGGUAGAGGUGAUCUGGCUAGAUCGGGCACACGGUGCCUCUGCAAGCAAUUCAGCGGAGUGGCUACGUCGCGGCCUCGCAGAUGGGCGCAUAUCCCCACAGUUCCUGCGCCAUCUCAAGCUAUGCAACAUUCGCAUAGAAUGUCAACGGGACUUCGCUGAGAUUGUCGCGCAUACCGUGAAUGUGAAGAGGGUCACUCUCAUAUACGAAUGGGAUGACCCUGACCGGCAAGUCAGCCCGUGGUGCGACAGAUUCGUCAAUGGGCUGGCGGACACGACUCUUGGUGUUCGGCUUCCGGAGCUGGAGACCCUGGUUGUUGUUCGUAGGAGCAAGUUUUUGACAGGUGGCAGCACACGAACCGCAUUGUGCAAGCUGUUAGGCGGCACCAACCGCCCUCGACAUCUUGCUCUACUGAUUACAAACGUGAACCUUUAUCCUGGAGCUGAAGGAUGGUGCCGUGAUAUAGAUAGACCUCUGCAACUGAAGGAAGGAAGGGUCACUACUGAGGCUCGACCUUACUGA
Messenger RNA from Schizophyllum commune H4-8, 1323 nucleotides. RefSeq lists its product as uncharacterized. NCBI's taxonomy places the organism in Eukaryota, Fungi, Basidiomycota, Agaricomycetes, Agaricales, Schizophyllaceae. The transcript has a single exon. Bases 1 to 1323 code for a protein of 440 amino acids. The record is from RefSeq and is a predicted model, not a curated record.